AUGUACGAGACCAAGGCGGAACAGCAGGACUUGAAGCGAGGGGCGGCCGCUGCUACAAUUCACUCCACGCUUGACGAUGUCAGUGGAAACCCGGAGAAAAAUAUCAAAAUUACGGAUUUAUUUGGCAAUGAGGCGACGUGCGCCAAGGAGGACGCGGAUAACGCGCUUUGCCUUCUAUUCGCGGCGCUGAGACUUUCGGAGCGCAUUGCGGACGAUCCGGUCUUCCGCUACGCGGUCCUGUGCAUUGCGCGCGCUGGACCUGGGUACGUCCCUCCUAAGAGGCGCUACAUUGGAGGGGCAGGCUUGAAGAAGGUGCGGCGGAAAAUAGAGGUCGCGUUCGCCCCCGUUGCCGCGAGCUGGAAGCGGGACGGGGUAACGGUGUCGUCGGACAUGAUGACCGACCGUUGUGGCCGCCCGCAGGCCAACGUGCUCCUUGUCAACGACUCCGGCGCAGUUUUCGAGCUGGCGGUGGGGCCGGAGAAUGUGGUGGCGGUCUGCACCGAUGGCGGCAGCAACUAUGCAUCGGUCGCCAAGAAGAUUACGAGCACAUGGCCGCACAUUGAGCAUGUGCCAUGUGCCACGCAUGUCCUGGACCUGAUGAUGGAAGAUAUUGGCAAAAUGGGAUGGGCGAAGGGGCUUGGGGAGAAAGGAGGGGAGAUGAUUACCUUCGUGCGCAACCACCACUGCACCCGUGCCUAUAUGAAGAAAGUGGGGGGGAAGCAGGUGCUCAAGCCUGCGGGAACCAGGUUCGGGACACAAUACAUAGCCAUGGCCCGGCUAUGUGAGGUGAGGAGUGGGCUGGCGGCGAUGGUGCUCAGCGACGAGUGGAAGGUGUGGGCAGCGGCGGACAAGGAUAGGAAGACAGCAGCUGAGAAAUUCAGGGCUGCUGUGAUGGAUGAGGAGUGGUGGGGGGUGGCGGAGUUUCUUUACCUCUCUCAUGGCGGUGCCAUUCAAGGUCAUGCGGGCCACGGACUCUUCCGCGAAAGGCAUGAUGGGUGGGACAACUCCCUUGCAUGCCCCAUGCAUGUGGUUGGCCGGAUCCUGAAUCCGGCCAACCAGGAGGAGGGAAUUUUCAGGAACGAUGUGGAGUGCACGCGGGUGUUCAAGGACUACAUCGAGCGCCACUAUGACAACAAGACCUUCAAGCGUGGCAAGGAUGGCGCCCCUCGCCGCGCCUCCCUUAUGCUGCAGGAGGCAUUGCUGGCCUACAUCAACAUGGAGGGCAGCUUUGGCAAGCGGGGCGCCAUUUCUACAAAGGAGGCAGUGAAGAAGGGGGAGAUGAGCAUGGUGCAGUGGUGGUCGUGGCACAGCACCGAGUAUCCUGAGCUUGCCGCCCUCGCAGGCCGGGUGCUCACUCAGCCCAAGGAUGGGGGCAGCACGGUUGUGCCCGGUAACAUCCCGGAUGCCCCUAUCCCCCCCGGCUAUAACAUGGAUGAGGAGGAGGAUGACAUGCUGGGGGAGGAAGGAGAGGAUGCAGUGCUGGCGGAUGAGUAUGGGGAAGGUGUGGUGGCGGAAAAGCCCCGCAAGGAAAUCGGUUGUGGGGAAGCUAACUAG
Closterium sp. NIES-65 is the source of this 1554-nucleotide messenger RNA. NCBI's taxonomy places the organism in Eukaryota, Viridiplantae, Streptophyta, Zygnematophyceae, Desmidiales, Closteriaceae. The record is from the annotation of a GenBank genome assembly.